CCGUUUGAAUGCGGGGCGGCGGGGGCGGCAGAAAUUGGUCUGCAAAAUGAAAACCUUGACUGCAAUCUGCCCUGGCUAAAGGUGCUCUGCAAGUGGUAGCAUUUUGGUCCACUGUUGGAAAGCGUAGAGUCUGUAGUUCAGAAUCCUACCCUGCGACAUAGGUUAUUCCUUUGUUGUGUGUCCACCUCUCUUGGCUCUUCAGGAUCCGUUACCUUUCUGUGUAUCAACCCUGAGUCUGCCAUGAGUGACUCAUCCCUGCUGUUUAUUGCUGGAGCAAACACUGUGGAAGACCAGAGGGCUCGCUGGGAGAGAAAGCGCAGCCGGACAGCCAAGGAGCUGCUGGAAACUGAACACAAAUACCUCGAGCAGCUGGAUUUGGUGGUCACAUACUUUGUGACAAUUUUAAAGGCCAAAGGGACACUGAAACCUGCUGUAUUGGAAACUAUAUUUGGACCCCUGGAAUCCAUAUAUUCGGCCAGCCAUGUUCUGUCAUUUCACCUGGAAAGAGGGAAUUUGGGACCAGGACUGGAAAGUUUUUGUCAGAAUCUGGAUCUUUAUGGCCACUAUGCUGAGAAUUUGGAGCAGGCAAAUAAAACCUUGAAGGAGCGAUUGAGGAAAAAUAAGUCGUUCCGGCGGUUUAAGAAACUCCAGGAAUCUCGACCUCAGUUUCAAGGGAGGGAGUUAGAGGAUCUGCUUCCUUUGCCCCUGCAGAGGCUGCACCAGUACAAGCAUUUCUUCAGAGACCUGCUGGAGAACACCAGCCCAGACAGUGCUGAGCACCUCAAACUUGCAAAGGCUGUGAAGUCUGUAUCUGAGAUAUCUCAGCGGGUCCAAGGCAUAACUGAAAAAAGAGAGAACUCAUUGCAGCUGCUUCGAGUUCAGAAACUGCUCAAAGGACAGAAGACCCAGGUUUUGACUCCAGGGCGCUGGUACAUCCGGGAAGGUUGGCUUUUGGUGGUGCCUUCAAAGGGAGAAGAACUGAAGCGCAGGAUGUUCUUCCUGUUUUCUGAUAUCCUCAUUGCAGCAAAGCCCUGCCACCCCCUGCACCCGCUGAACUCGCACAAGCUGGCGUGCCAGGCUGUUUACCCUCUCCACCAGUGCACCGUGGAUAAAGUGUUCGGCCACACGCAGAGCCAGGGAGGGCUCCUCAGUCUUUCCUUUCCACACAAGGCACUGCUGUUGAUGUCCAGCGACCAACAAGAUAUCAAUGACUGGUAUCGGAGUCUCACAGCUGCAGUCAGACAGCUGAAAGCCUGACGCACCCGAGUGCAAGACAGACUGGCAAGACAACCACUGUCAUGACAGAAGCCUACACAACCUUAGAAAAUGCUCAGGGGCAUAUAGUAGAACUGCAGUUAGAGGGACUACACACUGUGCUUGUGAGAUGACAAAUGCUUUGUCAGCUGUCCUAAUGUUCAUACAGACACUGCAAAAAACAAGUAUGCACACUAAGCAUUUGUGUAUAAAAAAUAAGUAUCAAGAAUUUUCCCCAAUUUAGCUUAAAAGCUUCUAGCUUUUCUGCACUUUUGUAAACUCAGAUUAUUAAAGACAAGCAGACGAGAGCCUGAUUUGCUUUCCCUCAUUAAAUGUUUUUACUCAACCGUCUUUCUAAACCAGUGUUUUCACGCUCAUUUGUCUAUGUAUGUGUCCACCUGCUCAUGCUUCUGGGUCCUGUGACCAAAAUGUGUGUUUUGGGUAGUGGUAAUAUGGACAUUACACUAUAUUUUCUGCCAGUGGUACAGGCCACAGUCAUCUUAUCAAGCAGCAUUCACAUUUAUAAUCUGAAUACUAAGAGAUUAUGCAGCUGAAACAGCUCUUGCCUUUGCCUGCAUGGUGUGCAGUGUUUUAUUGCUUUGAAAUCCUGCAGAGAAAACCUUUGGCAGCACCUCUGCUCCUGAUCUCCAGGGAAAAUCUCCAGGGGGUACAGUCAUUCUCCUGGGUCAUCAAUCCCUGGAAAUGUGCUAGGGUUCAGUUUACUAGGAUGACAGACCAACUUAAGGAAUAAAUACAGAAAACAUAUUAUUCAUUAGUAUUUUGUUAAAGCCUCAGCGUGGACUUUUAACAAUGUGGAAGCUCUGAAGCAACAGCAGUUUGGUUCAUCUCCCUACAAAGAGGGCAAAUUCAAGGCUACUAGAGACAAAGAUUAAGGUCUGUCUGAACACUGACCUUUCAGCAUUUUGACUGUUUUUUUCUCCUUCCUUUAGCAGUACACGUCUUUAAUUUCACACUGGGUUCACUAAAACAGAGAAUAUGUAACUUUAACUUUUUGUCUUUCCAUACAAUUAACUUGCUCCACGGGAUCACUCAUUUAAAUGUCUUAAGUCUGUAAAACCUGGGAGGGAGGAAGGAAUGCAAUAGGGUUUUGGAAGCCACACCAGUUCCACUGUGUUUUACCAAGAAAGGUUGGAGCAGGUAUCCCUGAGGUCCCUUCCAACCUGGUGUUCUAUUCUGUGAUACCAUGUUUGGGUUGGUUUUGGUGGUUUUUUUUUUCACUGCAAAGGUACAGCUAGGACUUUCAAGUACUAGCUGUGCUUGAAAUCAAAGACAAAGCUAACAACUAAAGAUUCUUAAAAGUUAAAUCAUUCUGAAAAAAUUCUGCCAUUCUCCCUUUUUGUUCUAAUUAGGUAAAAUAGAGACUUCCUGUAAUCCUGCACCUGAAGCUGGGAUGUCUACCAAGCUCUUGCUAGAGAUGGCAACAACUCUUACCUGGGCUGCCACCUUACUAUAAGACAAGUUCCUUUGAUACUGUCUCUUCAUAGGACUUAUCUCAGUGUUACCACCCUAUUUGCAUUCAGCACUUUUUGAAACAGCAAAAGUAUCUCAUUUUUCACUGAA
Molecule: messenger RNA, 2835 nt
Organism: Neopelma chrysocephalum (saffron-crested tyrant-manakin)
Lineage: Eukaryota; Metazoa; Chordata; Aves; Passeriformes; Pipridae
Gene: ARHGEF39
Product: Rho guanine nucleotide exchange factor 39
Exons: 11
Coding region: 241-1257 (338 amino acids)
Biological process (GO): positive regulation of cell migration
Cellular component (GO): plasma membrane
Molecular function (GO): guanyl-nucleotide exchange factor activity
Source: RefSeq, a predicted model, not a curated record